AUGCCAAUUGACCAAGAGAAACUAGCUAAGUUGCAGAAGCUUUCUGCCGCCAACAAGGUUGGUGGCACCCGCAGAAAGUUCGCUAAGAAGACCGGCUCUUCCGCUGGUGGUAACAAAGACGACACCAAAUUGCAGGCUCAGUUGGCUAAGUUGCGUGCCGUUACCGUCGACCAGGUUGAGGAGGCUAACUUCUUCAAGGAGGACGGCAAGGUCUUGCACUUCAGCAAGGUCGGUGUGCAGAACGCUCCUCAGCACAACACCUCUGUUUUCUACGGUAUCCCUCAGGAGAAGAGCUUGAACGAGCUGUUCCCAUCUAUCAUUCCUCAGCUUGGUGAGGAGUCCAUCAACGCUUUGACUCAGCUCGCUUCUCAAUUGCAGGGCGCUCAAGGCGCUCAGGGUGCCGCAGGCGCUACUGAAGGUGGCGAUGAGAAGGCUGACGCUGACAUUCCAGAGCUCACCGGCCAGGACUUCGAAGCCGACGUCGAAUAA
Messenger RNA from Lachancea thermotolerans CBS 6340, 489 nucleotides. RefSeq names its product Egd1p (gene EGD1). Lineage: Eukaryota; Fungi; Ascomycota; Saccharomycetes; Saccharomycetales; Saccharomycetaceae. The coding region runs from base 1 to 489 and encodes 162 amino acids. Gene Ontology annotation, cellular component: cytosol; nascent polypeptide-associated complex. The transcript has a single exon. The record is from RefSeq and is a predicted model, not a curated record.